Saccharomycopsis crataegensis is the source of this 1005-nucleotide messenger RNA. RefSeq lists its product as uncharacterized. Bases 1 to 1005 code for a protein of 334 amino acids. The transcript has a single exon. The record is from RefSeq and is a predicted model, not a curated record. NCBI's taxonomy places the organism in Eukaryota, Fungi, Ascomycota, Saccharomycetes, Ascoideales, Saccharomycopsidaceae. Gene Ontology annotation, molecular function: 2-oxoglutarate-dependent dioxygenase activity.
AUGCCCGAAGAAAAUCCAUUGAAAGUUAUCGAUCUUAAAAACCCUGAUAAGCAACAGAUCGUUGAUGAUUUGCUAGAAGCUGCCCAAACCCAAGGGUUCCUUUUCAUCGAUGGUCAUGACUUUUCUCAAAAAGAAAUUGAUGAAUUACUCGGACUUUCCAAGAAAUUCUUUCAAUUACCAACCCUUGAGAAAGCAAAGUAUCCAAUCGACGAAACCAACAAGGGUUACUCGUGCUUGCGAUCGGAGAAAUUGGACCUUUCUGAAGAAGCAAAAACCAGUGGCGAUCCAAAAGAAGCUUGGAAUUUCGGGGAUAUCACUUUCGAAGAUGGUAAACCACAUCAAGACAUGCCUCUAUUGUUUAAAGAUCCGGUCAAUGAGAAGCUCGUCGAAACUGUUAAUAAGAAACUCUACCAUGUGAUAUUGGAGAGCUUGCGAUACUUAUCUAUUGGGUUGAAGAUCGAAAAAGCAGCUGGCGGAGAACACUGGUUUGCUAACAAGAACCGUCCUAAUGAACCUAAUGGCUCGAUUCUCCGAUUCUUGAAAUACCCGUCUCAAGACUCAUUUGACUCAAGUACUUUGAUCAGAGCGGGGGCCCACACUGAUUACGGGACUGUCACAGCACUUUUCCAAUUCGAAGGCCAGGAGGGAUUGGAAAUCUAUGCUAAUGGCUGGAAGAAAGUCCCAUAUAUCAGCAGCAAGUAUCCAGGAUCGGCGCCUCCGUUGAUUGUCAACUUUGGUGAUCAGUUGUCGUACUGGACCGCGGGAAUCUUGAAGUCGACCAUCCACAGAGUCCAGUUCCCGGAAUCAAGUAUUCGUGAUAAAAAGGAUCGAUACUCUAUUGUGUUCUUCUCACAUCCUGAGCACGAUACCUUGUUGGAACCAAUUCCUAGCGAUAUCAUUAGGGCGGCCAAGGGAAGAGGUGCCAACAACACCGCCGAUGGGGACUUGUUGACCGCCAGACAGCAUUUGGAUAAUAAGCUCAAUGCCACCUAUUUCCGUAAGUAA